Messenger RNA from Gekko japonicus, 1647 nucleotides. Its product is annotated as cytochrome P450 2J2-like. NCBI's taxonomy places the organism in Eukaryota, Metazoa, Chordata, Lepidosauria, Squamata, Gekkonidae. Gene Ontology annotation, biological process: xenobiotic metabolic process; arachidonate metabolic process. The transcript is spliced from 11 exons. Gene Ontology annotation, molecular function: iron ion binding; heme binding; oxidoreductase activity, acting on paired donors, with incorporation or reduction of molecular oxygen, reduced flavin or flavoprotein as one donor, and incorporation of one atom of oxygen. Gene Ontology annotation, cellular component: cytoplasm; intracellular membrane-bounded organelle. Bases 1 to 1512 code for a protein of 503 amino acids. The record is from RefSeq and is a predicted model, not a curated record.
AUGUUAGGGAUACAGGUGUUUCUGCUAAGUUUCCUGGCGUGUCUCCUGAUUUUGCACGUUCUGAAACAGAACUGGCCAUGCAGCCGCUCUUACCCUCCGGGGCCACUUUGGAUUCCAGUCAUUGGAGGCCUGUGGAAAAUAGGAUUCAAGCUCUCUCAAGACUCCUUCAGAAAACAUUUUGUAGCUUUAAAUGUCAAGCUUGCUGAGGAAUAUGGAAGCGUUUACUCUUUGCCAGUUGGGUCUAUCAGUUCCGUCGUGGUUUCUGGAUCCCAGGCAGUGAAAGAAAUUCUGGUGAACAAUCCAGGACGGAUUGCCAACCGAGCUGUGACCCCUUUUGAGAACGCUGUAAUGAAAGGAAAUGGCAUUCUGUUCUCCAACGGCCGGUUGUGGAAGCAGCAGAGGAAACUGGGGCUCGCUGUCAUGCGGAAGCUGGGACUGGGGAAGAAAAGCAUGGAGCAACAAAUACAAGAGGAGGCUGGCCUUCUUGUGGAGACUCUUGCAUGCGCCAAGGGGCAGCCAGUUGACCCUUCGUUAAUGAUCAGAAAUUCAGUCGCCAACGUGAUUUGUGCUCUCACUUUUGGGUACCGAUUUUCUUUAGAUGAAGAAGAAUAUCUCAAGUUGAUUGAAGCUGUUAGUGUAUUUAUACACUUUGGAGGUUCUUUAUUUCAUCUUUUGUAUGAAUCUUUCCCAUGGGUCAUGAAACUUCUUCCAGGGCCUCACAAAAAGGCACAUGCCUGCGCAAAGGACGUGCUAUCGUUUGCCAGAAAAGAAAUAGAAAAACAUAAAGAUCAGCAAUCCCUGCACCAGCCACAGGAUUUCAUUGACUACUAUCUACUUCAGAUGGAGAAAAGCAAAAAUGAUCCCAGCUCUACAUACAAUGAAGAGAACCUGGCACAGUCCAUUUUCGACCUCUUUAUCGCAGGAAUGGACACAACCACAACCACUCUUCUAUGGGGUCUGCUCCUCAUUGCAAAACAUCCAGACAUCCAAGCUAAGGUCCACAAGGAGAUAGAUGACGUUUUGGGUUCCUCUCAGCCAUUCAGCUAUCAAGACUGGAAGAAACUACCCUACACCAGCGCUGUGAUCCACGAGAUCCUACGGGCUCACUUUAUCUUAUUUGUCGGGCUCCCCAGGCAGUGCGUGACGGAUGUGAACAUAUCUGGUUUUGUGAUCCCAAAGGGGACUUCCAUUACUUUAGAUGUAGACUCUGUUCUUCAUGACCCCAAGUACUGGGAGGCCCCUAAAGAGUUCUAUCCAAAUCAUUUUCUGGACAAAGAUGGACAUUUUGUGGAGAGAGACCUGUUCUUUCCAUUUGGUGCAGGAGCCCGUGCAUGUCUUGGGGAGCAGCUGGCAAGGACUGAACUCUUUGUUUUCCUCACCAGCCUGAUGAGGGAGUUCACCUUCCACCUGCCAGGAGGAGCGAAGGAAAAAGACAAAAAACCCGUGUUAGGAUUCACAACAGCUCCCCAUUCCUACAAGAUCUGUGCUGUUCCUCGCUGCAGUACAGCAUAGCCAAUGAAAACAAUCUUAAUAACUCCUUACCGUCCAUUUCUCCAUCAUUCCUUUUCACUUGAAUCGACAUCCUGCUGUGAUCUGCCCAAUUAUCUCUGCCCUUUAGCCUCUCCACUCCGUUCGAGCUUGGCAAAU